GUUCCCACGAAAUGUAACUUCCGUGUGCACGUUCUCGCACGAAGCACAUCGCGCGGCUCACAGAGCGAGGCGUUUAGGCAGCAGCGAGUCGUUUGUUUUCAGCUAGCUGAUUUAUGAAAGAAGACGAGUUUAUUUUAGUGCUUUUACACUUGGGUAGCGCACUGAUAUCAAAUUCAGAUGGCUCGCAUCCACCAAAGCUCUACACUUGAUACUUCUGUCUACAUUCAAGGAUGAUCACCUGCAACCAAAAGCCCUUUCUUCAUCAGUUUUGUAAUUCGUUCAACAAUUAUAAAAUUGAAAUCAUGAACAAUUUUCAUAAAAAUAGAAAACUAGGUGACUCAGGUUCUGAUGAACAUUUUGAGACUCCAGCAAAAAAGGCUUUUCAUCCAGAAGCUUUGUCUCCAGAUUCUGGAUGUUUCAUGGACUGCUGCAUUCCCAUUGCAAGACAAGAUUCUGUUAACAGUGAAAUAAAACAAACUGUGACAUCUCAGCUACAGUUGGAGCAUGUGGAAUGUGGGUCCUCAGAACCAGGGGAUAGUAAUUUGACUGUGCCAAAUCAUUUGAAGUAUGAAAAGGUCCUCUUUAAUGUUGCACAUGCCUUUGAUGAUGAUGUCAAUGACAUUUUAUGCCUCAAUUUCUGUGGUACUUAUUCUGCUAGUGGACCUUCUGACAAUGUAGAGAGCUGCAAAACUCCAAGUAAUAGCACGUUUCAGAGUAAGCAUGUCUUCUGUCCCGCUGUGGCACUUAGGCAAGACUUGGACAGAGCAGAUGGGCAAAUGGUAGAAGAACAAGAGGAUAUGAAGAGGAAAAGGCACGUGAAUGUAAAAGACAUAGAGGAGGAUAAUCGCUAUUCCUCUCUGUCUUACAUAAAAGACUUUAAAACAGGAAAGGACCCCUCUUGGUCGUUGGACCCUCAGCUGUCUCAAGCUGUCUCUAGCCCCUUGUUCAGAAUAGAUAACUUUGAAGUGACAGAGGUUGAGUGCCAGCCUGAAAGAUCUACUCACCCAGGGUGUCAUAAACAAGCUGUGCUAUCUGGACAGGGUGUUUCCUUCACAGUUAGUGAUUUGGAUCCUGUUGUCAGUGGGCCACUGUUAGAGUCUGUGAACUCUCCUGUUGAGCUUUUAGAAGGUGAUGUGGAAGAGGUGUGGAAUAUCGGUUUCCCUAUAUUUGAAUCUUCAGUGUGUCACAAUGUCAUUGUGAAGUUGAAUUCUGAUAGCGAUCAGAGUAGGCAGGUAUCAGAGAAUGUGCAUGGAAGUAUUAUUGACCCUAACCAUGGGUGUCGACCCACACUUGGUGGGGAGGGAACCACCUUGGACAUCAGCUAUGAAGCUACGCUGCCUCUCCAAGUACAGGUGAAGUCCGUUGUAGUGGCUGUUGGUCAGCACCCUUCCAGCACUAAACAAGCUGCAGGAGCUCUGCCAAAGCAGACCAAGCCAAGCCUGAAGGAGACUGGAGUUUCUGUCAAAUGUGUCAGCAGUGCCAGGAGUGGAAGGCCGAUGGUUUUCGACAGUGAGCUGGACUUGGAGCGUGACAAACAGAUGUAUCUUCAUUCAGUCGCCAGACACAUGAAUGAGAAUGCAGGAGGUCAAGAUGUGACUGAUGUUCCUGUGACUGAGCUCCUGAACCUGAUGACCCGUGUGGCUGACCAGACACAAGGCACUAAUGGCCCGCAGUGGCAGCAUCCCUCUGACCUCACACGCAGGAACUACCAAAGACGAUUUGGAAACUUGAUGCCAACAAUGGCACUUCAUGAAUGGCAGGCAAAGAACCUGAUCAAUUACAAGCGCUUUGCCAGGGUCCCAAAUUUUAUUUUUUCUUAAUAAAACUCAGCCUGUUCAACUUGCA
This is a messenger RNA of Scatophagus argus, 1845 nucleotides long. RefSeq names its product S100P-binding protein-like. Gene Ontology annotation, molecular function: calcium-dependent protein binding. The transcript is spliced from 6 exons. NCBI's taxonomy places the organism in Eukaryota, Metazoa, Chordata, Actinopteri, Scatophagidae. The record is from RefSeq and is a predicted model, not a curated record. The coding region runs from base 231 to 1820 and encodes 529 amino acids.